Messenger RNA from Prunus armeniaca (apricot), 969 nucleotides. Lineage: Eukaryota; Viridiplantae; Streptophyta; Magnoliopsida; Rosales; Rosaceae. The record is from the annotation of a GenBank genome assembly.
AUGCAAAAGACCAAGCAAAAGAAGGAUUGGGAUAAGGGGUUUUGCAACGAUAAUGGGUUUUGUUCCGACUGCAAGGCAUACACAGACGUUGUGCUCGACCACCGGUCAGGUGACACAAUCUGCACCCAAUGCGGCCUGGUUCUUGAAGACCACGCUGUGGAUUUCACAGCCGAGUGGCGAAACUUUGAUGAUCAAGACUCUACCAACGAUCCGUCACGCGUCGGCGCUCGCUCUGAUCCUUUACUGGACAAUGGUGUUCUUACCGUUAACAUCUCCAACGACAAGAAGAAGGCUGUUUCUUGUGUUCUUCCUCGGCUCCACAAGACUCUCCAAAACCCAGACAAGUCUCUCCACGUUGCUUUUGAGACCCUUGGUAUGAUGGCCGACCGGCUAGCCCUAGUUACAGCGAUACGAGAUCAUGCCAAAGAGCUGUACAAGAAGGCCGACGAUCGCAAGUUUUGUAGGGGAAGAAACUGUGAUGCUAUAAUGGCUGCUUGCCUCUUUCUUGCUUGCCAAGAAAAGGGUCUUCCCCGAACCCUAAAGGAAAUCGCGAUGGUUGCCAACGGUGCCACAAGAAAAGAAAUCAACAGAAUGAAAGAGCUCUUGAAGAAAAUACUAGAGGUUGAUUCGAAGACUACAAAUGUUGGGGAUCUUUCGCGGCGGUGCUGCUCCAUGAUUGGUAUGGCUAAUCAAGAUAUGAAGGCGGUGUUGGAAACUCUGAACAAGUCGAAAGAGGUUGAUGUAAGGAGAAGCCCUAAGUCUGUUUUGGCAGCGGUUAUGUACAUGAUAGCGCAGCUCUCCAAUGACAAGUCAACUCGGGAUUUAACUCUUCAUGAUGUCUCACAAGCAGCUGAUGUUGCGGUAGCGACAACUAAGAAGGCAUACAAAGAUCUAUAUCCCUAUGUUUCAAGGAUAAUACCCAAUUGGUUUGUCAAGUUGGAGGACCUCAAGAUACUUUGCCUCCCUUGA